AUGGAAACGAAGAACAUGAUAUACAUAGUCUCAGAGUACGCGAGCAAGGGAGAAAUCUUCGAUUACAUCGCGAGGUAUGGCCGAAUGGCGGAGCAAGCGGCGAGAAGAAAGUUUUGGCAAAUUCUGUCGGCGGUGGAAUAUUGUCACGAGAGGCGGAUUGUACAUAGAGACCUCAAAGCGGAGAAUUUGCUUUUGGAUGCAAACAUGAACAUAAAGAUAGCAGAUUUUGGGUUCAGUAACUACUAUGCUCAGGGAGAACUACUUGCUACCUGGUGCGGUUCCCCGCCCUAUGCCGCCCCAGAAGUCUUUGAAGGCAAGCGGUAUACGGGACCGGAAAUAGAUAUAUGGAGCCUCGGUGUAGUGCUAUACGUGUUAGUUUGCGGGGCACUGCCUUUCGACGGCUCUACUCUACAAUCGUUGAGAGAUAGGGUGCUCUCGGGAAGAUUUAGGAUACCCUACUUCAUGAGUGAAGAAUGCGAGUCACUCAUCCGUAAGAUGCUAGUCCUGGAACCAAUGAAGCGAUACACUAUUGAGCAGAUAAAGAAACAUAGAUGGAUGUCGACGGAGCCUUAUGUCGUUCCAACCAUAUCUGGAGAUCCAAUGAGGAGUCCGGCACAUGUGGCUCAUAGCCAUGAACCCAACGAGCAGGUGCUAAGGCUUAUGCAAAGCUUGGGUAUCGAUCCUGUUAAAACUAAGGAGAGCCUUCGGUCGAACAGUUACGACCACCACGCGGCCAUCUACCUGCUACUCCUGGAGCGGCUGAGAGCCAGGGCCAGCCUCAGUGAGCGAAGGCCUACACGCAGACCCUCCUCAGUCGCGGACCAGGCGCUGGCGAGGGACCUUCAGGAUAGGCGGGAGCAUCAUAAUAGAUUACUACUCAGCGGCGAACAGAGGGACUUCAACAGACCAAACAUGCCUGCAACUUCUGACUCUACUUCAGAAACUCAGCGUCUUUUAUCCCUUGCCGGGGUCAACAUGACCGAGCAAAGACUGCUUCAGAGAAAUUCUGACCCCUCCGACACACACAGAAGUUUCCUAGUCAACGACCGAUCGCACGAAUCUGAUUCCACAAGACUUCUCUCUAUGAGAAAUGUCGACGUGGCACAAUCGAACCAGCGACUAGGAACCAAGCUCAACGAUACUCCCACGCAUAAACUUCUCACUUCAACAUAUGAGCAACAACAGAACAUUCUAAAACAGUCCAGCGAAGAUUGCCGACGGCUUUUGCAACAGUCGACGACAGUUGGCCCUGAUCCCAAGACAGCAGACGGAAGGCUAUUAACAUCGUCCAGCUUCGAUUCCAAAUGUGCUAUUGAUUGCGGAAGAACGUCUGCGGCUGAUAAUAGUGCAAUUGCAAAUUUUCUCCAAAACUCCGCUUCGGCAACUAAUUUCAACUUAGAUUCCAUGAAGAUGCCUAAUUCCACUACCUUCACAAUGUGCUCCGAAGCUGCGAAACUUAUGAACACAUUGCAGCAGUCCCCCUUACCCCUCAAGGGCACUGUCAAUUUAAGCACUAGCCCGAUUCCGUCUCAGUUUACUGAUACUAAACUGAGUAGUGUGUUAGAACAACCGAAACCCCUUGAAUCGAGUAGGCUUGUCGCCGCCCAAGAUAUGAAUAGGUUACAAACGAGCACACCGCCAUUUAAAGACUACAUAAAUCAUAUUCCCUCUUACUCAUACCUACAAAACACCUUGCCACAAAUGCCUGCCGAAAGUAACUUGUCAGCUGCCAGUGAACUUUACCAGAAUACUCUGUACAGACCUGAUAGUAAAUUCUCUUUAAAUAGAUAUACGACCGGACAAACGUAUACCCAGGCCCUGCCCGGAACAUCAACUGAUGCGACAAAAUUUCAGCAGCAAUAUUCCUCCUCCACAGACGAAGGUUGCGAAACAGAUAUGGAGGACGUGAACGCUUCAAGCGGGGUCCAAAACAGAUUAAGUUCCUACGCUAGUUCAAGCUCCAGCAGCGGUGUAGUAACUUUUUUUAACAAUAAGAGUCUAAGUCAAAAUUUGAGUUGUGAUUCAUCGCAGAGCAACUUCUCUGCGUUCGAAAGUAUCGACUAUCAACUCUCAGAUUGCUCGAGUGAACUUGCUAGCAGUUUACCAAGUUGUACGUCAAACGAGGACAGACUGUCGUACGAGAACAGCUCUCUCGUAAAUACGAGUCCAAUGCAUCCAUGUGUUUAUAUAUCGUCGUACAAUAAUAAAACGGCUGGCACCGGAUUUAUAGCGCGACAUAAUCCUCUUAACUACCAAUCCACUAAUAAAAGUUGUCCUCGAGCGAUUACUCGGAGUCCGGUCGAUUUUAGAGAAGGUCGACGAGCAAGUGAUGGGUUAGUGGCACAACAAGCCGCACAACCCGACGAUGCCCAAAAAAAUAGUUUGGCAUUCAACAGUCAAAAAUUGAAUGAGAAUUGCAAAGCGAAAGGUGUUCUAGAACUGCACUUGGUACAAAAAGAGGCUCAGAAACUGAAAACUCAGUACCAAUCGACGAUACCAGCCGAGGAAAUGACGCAGCGGCAAAUUCAACAUAAUCAAUUCGCCGCUUCGUUCACUACAUACUUAGAUACCAAAAAUCCAACACCAAAGCGAAUAAGUCUACCAGAAUCCUUCAAUUACUCGAGCACGUCACCACCGAUGCCGGCAAGUCCGAAAAUGGUCGCUCAAUUGCAAGAGAAUUCUGAGUUGUCACACGGCGUGUCUGUUUCUCAAGUCAGCAAGCCGCCUUUGCAACAACAGCUCAUGCAACACAGGCUUUUCCAGCAAAAACGUCAGUUGCUUCAAAAGCAAAUGACUCCACCAAAUGUUCCCGUUCACGAAAUGACCGCUCUACAUAAUAUACAAGUCGGUUUAAGCAGGCGGCAGAUGCUUCGCCAACAAAGCUAUAAAAUUGCCCAACAGCAACCGGUCUUACCACCCUUACCUUUGACUGAAUCUGAGAGCAGAGAUUUACUAGCAUUUCAGGCAAUAGUGGAAGACCCUAACAGAGUGAAGCACAAAGUUGAGGACGAAGAAGAAGCAAAAUUUUCAUACCAAGGUUCAAUGGAAAUAAAUAUAAUGAAGGAUAGAUUGGGUAACGAGAAUUGGUCCAAUUUGCCAUCUAGUCUUCAAACCGCCUGUCAGAUUUCCGAGCUGUCGAGGCGUGAGGUGAAAGACUCUCAAGAAGGAGAAAGUUCCUUGGACGCUCCACUGUGGCCAGGACAAUGGAAUGCCUCACUGUUUCCACCACAGACUUGCUUUCAGCCCAGCUGGCAAGGCCAUAGUCUACCGCCCAACACCAAUAUGUUACCGCUUAGUGAAAGUCCGAUUCUGGAACUUACUGAACAAAUGGAGUCAAUAUAA
Pieris macdunnoughi is the source of this 3342-nucleotide messenger RNA. The record is from the annotation of a GenBank genome assembly. NCBI's taxonomy places the organism in Eukaryota, Metazoa, Arthropoda, Insecta, Lepidoptera, Pieridae.